AUGGGCGGGAGAAAGGGCAAAGCGCCCCAGCGCCCGGGGGCACAGGCCUCCGGGGAGCAGGAGUCCGGGUCGGCCGGCGCAAAAGGCGCUCCCAGCCGGGAACGCCGACAGCACCGCGCAAAGGCCGGCAGGGCGAGACCGGUCUUGGAGCCCAACACCACUGGAGGCGAGGGGGCCCCCGCUGGCCGCAGGACGCCCACCGCAGACAGGAGCGGCGGCCGCAGACACCCAGCGGCCGGGCCAACCCCGGAGGCCCAGGAGAGACUAGGCACUGCGCGGCCCCGCGGACGCGUGCCUAAGGGGAGCAGCGAAGCCAGGGACCACCGUGCGCAGCCCCUGCAGGAAGAGAGCCUCCCCCGACCAGAAGGCAGGAUAGGCGCGCGCGGCCGCCGCAGGAGGAGAGGAAAAGGGCAGGGACCUUCCGCAAGGCAGGGCCGCGGAGAGACCCGGAGCCUCGACGGUGAUACCUCGGGCGGAGACGCAGGCAGCUCCUGCCCGGACAGCGAAGCCCGCGAGGCCCGGGAAAGCAGUCGCCAGAGCGGCGGGGCCCCGGAGCUGCAGCCCAAGUCGGAGCAGACGGACACGGGCUCUGGAAGCACCCAGACCGGACGGGAGUUAGUGCUGGAGCCUGGCGAGAGCCCGAGCAGCGGCGGCAGGGGCAGCGACCCGUCCCCCGCCAGGCCCCGGAGCAGGGAAGGGACGUCGGAGGCGGGGCCCCAGGCAGUGGCCGAGGAUUCCGGGACAGACACCAACUCAAGCCUGGAGGAGGCUGGGCCUGGACGGAGUCCCCGGGCAGCCCCAGAGAUGGCCAGCAGGGCCACUGAGAUCGAAGACGUUGAGCCGGGCAGAAAAGCUACGGCCUCCAGUCCCCUCGAGGGUAGCCGCGGGUCUGUUUCCCAGAGCUCGCAGGCUUCCUGCAACCCCAGGCCGGCCUGGGACGCGGGAGAAAACUGGGCGCAGCCAGAGGCUGAGGCGCCGGGCCCAGAGCGCGAAAGCGCCAAGGCCUCGACAGCUCGGGCGCGGCGCCGCCAGGUCGGAAAGGUGGUGGGGCAGGUGCAGGUGGCGGCGGCCGAGGGCGAAGAGGGGGCUGGAGGCGGAGACGGGCCCGGGGACCCAGCGCCGCUGGCCGCUCUCGUGGCGCUAAGCAGGCCCCGCGCGAGAACCCCGCCAGGCCCCGCUCCCCAAGCCUCGGGUCCCCGCCGCGCCGGCCUCAAGGAUCGGCUCCUUCGCGUGGCCAGCGUCCUGGGCCUCCUGCGCUGGCUGCGGCGGCGCCUGGGGCAGAGGGAAGGAGAGGGGCGGGGGGCGGGGCCGCGGGCGGGCGACGGGCGGGGCCGGGGGCCGUGGCUGCGGCGCCGUCUUGGGCUGCGCCUGGCGGGCGCAGUGGGGCUGGGGGCACCGCCGAGGGCUCCCCCUGGCGGCGGCCCGAGCUCCACGCAGGUUGCGGAAAGCCCCGCCCCCGAAGACGCUAAUGAAGAUGGGGACCCGAUUCCGAAUCCCAAAUUCGCUGUCGUGCUCCCCAGGAUCCACAGGGCGGGGCGGGCAUCGAGUAGCCGGAGCUCCGAGGAAAUGUCCGCGGACCCCCCUGCCGGGGAGGGGCACGUUUGGGCUUGUGCGGGGGUUUCAGGGGACAAUGAGGGGCACGGGGCGGGUGGAGAAGGGGUGGCUGGUUCCCGCCGAGGAUCUCUCCUGGGCCCGAUUGCCCCCGACGAAGCCCUAGACGAGGGCGGCUCGGGCAGUGGAGCGGGGCCUGGAACCUUGGAAGCCGAGACUCUGGUGCACUGGGCACAAGGCUCAGCCCCCCGCGAGGACCCUGGUCUCAGCACAGACGUGCUGCUGCCCCGCCUCACCUUGGAGGCCCGCCUGCAGCUGGAGAGGGGCCCAGGCCCCUGCGGGUCCCGGAUGGAGCCGUGGGAGCCGGACGACGAGGCCGGGGAGGCGCUGGAGAGGCACCUGGAGCUGAGCCCAGGGCCAGGCCUCGAGGCACCGCACUUUCCUGGUGCCGAGGGCAGGAGCCUUGGGAAUGGCCUGGAAGACACCGAGGACCUGGCCCGCCACAGACCUGUGUGUGACAACUCCGUGCUGCUGUGCCUCAAGAAGAGGUUUCACCUGGGCCGAAUCUACACCUUUGGGGGGCCCCUCCUGCUCGCUUUGAAUCCCUGCCGGCCCCUGCCUCUCUUCUCACCUGAGGUCCUGGCCAACUACCAUUCCGCGAAGGCCCUGAAUACCACCCCACACAUCUUUGCCGUUGCGGCAGCAGCCUACAGCCUGUCACAGAGCACCCGGCAGGGCUCCUGCAUUCUCCUUGGGUGAACCCUGCCAGCCCCUCCCUCCUGCUGCGGACACAGCGGCUCAGGGAAGACAGAAGCUGCUAAAAGGAUAGCACUGCUCCUGAGCGGCCUGCAGCGGGAGCAGACGCGGGGCAGCAGACGCCAGCUGAACGACGUGCUGCGUGUGCUCAGCAGCUUUGGCCACGCCAAGACAGUCCUCAAUGCCAAUGCCAGCCGCUUUGGCCAGGUCUUAUGCCUCGGCCUGCAGCAUGGGGUCAUCUGGGGAGUUUCUGUGUCACAUUAUCUGCUCGAGACCUCAAGGGUGGUGUUCCAGGCCCAGGCUGAGCGGAGCUUCCAUGUGCUUUACGAGCUGCUGGCCGGGCUGGACCCUGUGAAACGGGAGCAGCUCUCCCUGCAGGGGCCGGAGACCUUCUACUACCUCAACCAGGGCCAGGCCUGCAGGCUCCAGGGCAAGGAGGACGCUCAGGACUUCUCAGGGCUGCUGAAGGCCCUGCAGGCACUGGGCUUGUGUCCCGAGGAGCUGACCGCAAUCUGGGCUAUGCUGGCCGCCAUCCUGCACCUGGGCAACAUCUGCUUCUCCUCUACAGAGCGGGAGUCCCAGGAGGUGGCUGCUGUGUCCAGCUGGGCCGAGAUCCACAUGGAGCGGACUGUCACCAGGAGGGUCAUGGAGACACCCUAUGGCUGGGUCUGGAGAUCCCUGCCCAUGGAAAGCGCCAUCGAUGCCAGGGACACCCUGGCCAAGGCCCUGGAGGGAGAGAGCACGGACACCGUCACUGUCGUGGAUGUCUAUGGCUUUGAGGCACUGUGGGUGAAUGGUCUGGAGCAGCUGUGCAACAAUCUCGCCAGUGAGCGCCUGCAGCUCUUCUCUAACCAGCUGCUGCUGGCCCAGGAGGAGGAGGCCUGUCGGCAGGAGUCACUACCAUGGAUUCCCAUCUCCCAGCCUCUGCACGAGUCCUGCUUGGACCUCCUGGUAGACCAGCCCCACAGCCUCCUGAGGAUCCUGGACACCCAGACAUGGCUGUCACAGGCCACGGACCACACCUUCCUCCAGAAGUGCCACUGUCACCAUGGUGGUCACCCGUGCUAUGCCAAGCCCCAGCUGCCCCUUCCUGUCUUCACCGUGAGGCAUUACGCUGGGACUGUCACCUACCAGGUUCACAAGUUUUUAAACAGAAAUAGGGACCAUCUGGACCCCGCCGCUGUGGAAAUGCUUGCCCAGAGCCAGCUCCAGCUGGUAGGCAGCCUAUUCCAGGAAGCAGAGCCCCAGGCCGCAAGUGAGCUCAGCAAACCCACCCUGGCCUCUCGUUUCCAGCGGUCCCUGGAGGACCUCAUAGCUCAGCUGGGCAGGAGUCAUGUCCACGUCGUCCAGUGUCUCAGCCCCAACCCUAGAAAGCUUCCCAACCUCUUUGAUGUGGGACAUGUGGCAGAGCAGUUGCACCAGGCGGGCACCCUGGAGGCUGUGUGUACCCGCAGUGCCAACUUCCCUGUGCGCCUGGCCUUCCAGACCUUCCUGGCCAGGUUCCGGGCCUUGGGGACACAGGGACAGAGAAAGCUCUCGGACCGGGAGAGGUGUGGUGCCAUCCUGAGCCAGGUGCUGGGGGCUGAGUCGCCCCUCUGUCACCUUGGAGCCACCCAGGUCCUGCUGCGGGAGCUGGGCUGGCAGCAGCUGGAGCGGCACUGGGCGCAGCAGGGCUCCCAGGCCCUGCUCACCCUGCACCGCAGCCUCCGCGCCUGCAUCUCCCACCAGUGCCUCCGCCUCCUGCCCCAGAUGCAGGCUCGAGUGUGUGGACUCCAGGCCAGGAAGCGGCACCUCCGGCGGAGGGCAGCUCUGGGACAGCUGAGCACCAUCCUGCUGGCCGCCCGGCCCGUGCUCUGGAGGCGGCAGAGAUGGCGGAUUGGGCAUUGGCGUGGCUGGCACAGCAGUGGGGCCUCCGAGGAAGCGCGGAGCAUGGAGCUGGGGCGUUUGGAGGUCCCGGCUGAGCUGGCCCUCAUGCUGAAGACAGCAGAGGGCCGUCAGCACGCCCUGGUCCAGAACAUCACGGAGUCCAUGCCCCCGCAAGUGCCUGUCCGGCCCAACCUGACUCUCCCGCCGGACACUGACCAGUUCCCCUUCUCCAGCUUCGUCUCCAUCAGCUUUCAGGAGCCAUCCCUACCUAGCCCCGGGCAGCUGCUGGCCAAGCCCCUGACCCGACUGGAUGGUGAGAACCCUCAGCAUGCCCUGGAUAUCAACAAGGUGAUGCUGCGGCUCCUGGGGGAUGGGGCCCUGCCCUCCUGGCAGGAGCAGACCCUGGCCGAAUACCUGGUGCGGCAAGGGCAGCGCCGGCCAGGGCUGCGGGACGAGCUCUUCAGCCAGCUCGCGGCCCAGCUCUGGCACAACCCAGACGAGCAGCAGGGCCAGCGUGGCUGGGCCCUCAUGGCCAUCCUGCUCAGCACCUUCCCCCCAAUGCCCACCCUGCAGAAGCCACUACUCAAAUUUGUGUCUGACCAGGCCCCCAGUGGCAUGGCAGCGCUGUGCCAGCACAAGCUACUGGGGGCCUUGGAGCAGACACGGCUGGCCCCCGGGACUGCACGGGCCCACCCACCCACCCAGCUCGAGUGGACAGCUGGGCGGCGACGGGGCCGCAUGGCGCUAGAUGUCUUCACAUUCAAUGAGGAGUGCUACUCAGCUGAGGUGGAGUCCUGGACCACAGGGGAGCAAUUUGCCGGAUGGAUUCUGCAAAGCAGAGGCCUGGAGGUGCCCCCCCGCGGCUGGUCGGUGUCACUGCACUCCGGGGACUCCUGGCAGGACUUGGCUGGCUGCGACUUUGUGCUGGACCUGAUCGGCCAGACUGAGGACCUGGGAGACCUGGUCGGUCCCCACAGCUAUCCCAUCGCCCCCCAUGGCUUAGCCGAGAACAUCCCCCCUGCCCCUGGUGUCCAGGCCCCCUCGCUGCCCCCAGGUCCUCCUCCAGGUCCAGCCCCACCACUGCCCAGCAGGAGCCUCACAGGCGAGUCCCGCACCUCGGGGAGCCUGGACGGCUUCCUGGACCACCUCUUCGAGCCAGUCCUCUCCCCGGGCCUCAGUGAUCUGGAACAAGGCUGGGCUCUGAGUAGCCGCAUGAAGGGAGGCGGCGCCAUUGGGCCCAUGCAGCAAGGCAGCUACCCCAUGGUAUACCCAGGGAUGAUGCAGAUGCCUGGAUACCAGCCGGCCAUGAUGCCUGCCCCCGUGCCCAUGAUGCCAGCCAUGGGUGCAAUCCCCGCCAUGCCAGCCAUGGUGGUGCCACCACAGCCACAGCCACAGCCCCUGUUUCCCAACGUGGAUGCAAGGCAGCUGGCGGUCCAGCAGCAGAGCUUCAUCAACCAGCAGGCACUGAUCUUGGCCCAGCAGAUGACCACCCAGGCCAUGACCCUGUCCCUGGAGCAGCAGACACAGCAGCGCCAGCGCCAGGCUCAGGCCCCUGGGGCUGCCUCCCCGACCUCACCCGCACCUAUCGCCCCCAAAUCCAAGAAGCCCCUGGCCCCCCAGAAGGAGCCAGAGCAUGAGCUGGAAUUGGAGACCUCACAGGAGGCUGAAGCCAAGCCCUGGCGGCCCAAGAGCUUCCAGCAGAAACAGGACUAUUUCCAGAAGAUGGGGCAGCAGCAGAUCAAGGUGAAGAUGGUGAAGCCUCCGGCCAAAGUGCAGAUCCCCCAGCAGGAGGAGCAGGAGGAGCAGGGGGAGCAUGCAGAGGAAACGAGAGCAGUGCCGUCCCCUUCUCCUCCCCCGGUUGUGAGGAAGCCACCGACACCAGGCGGGGCCAAAGCUGCCCCGAAGGAGGCUGAGGCUGAGCCGGCUUGGGAGGCCGGGCCUGGCGGUGGCGGCAAGCCGUCCCAGGGCAGGGCGGCGGUGCCCAGAUCGAACCCUGCGCCCCAGCGGCCUGAGCCCAGCAGGGAGAUCCGCAACAUCAUCCGCAUGUACCAGAGCCGCCCUGGCCCCGUGCCUGUGCCCGUGCAGCCAUCCAGGAGGCCCCCCAAAACUUUCAUAAAGAUGAACAACCCUAAGGACGAGGCUCUGGCGAAGCUGGGGAUCAAUGGUGCCCUCUCGUCCCCUUCGACACUGCCCCCCAGCCCAGGCAAGGGCCUGCCACCGGCUGUGGCCCGUCGGCCCAAGGCCCCAGCACAGCCCGGGCUUUCCAGCUCCAUCAAGGAGAAGCAGGGGCCCCUUCAAGAGCUGUUUGGCCAGUCCCCACCCACUGCCCAGGCCCCCCCACCUCCACCAGCACCCCCACUGCCUCUGCCCGGGGAUCCAGGGAGCCCUUCAGCUGAGCACCGAGGCUUGAUGGAGCCCAUGGGGGACCAGGGCGUCCCCACCCAGCUGCUCGUGCCUUCUGGCAGUGUGUGCUUCUCCUAUGCCAGUGCGCCCUGGAGGUUGUUCCUCCGCAAGGAGGUGUUUUACCCCCGGGAGAACUUCAGCCACCCCUACUGCCUCAGGCUCAUCUGUGAGCAGAUAUUGAAGGACACUUUUGCUGCGUCCUGCAUCCGGAUCUCCCAGAAUGAGCGGCGCAGAAUGAAAGAGCUGCUGGGAAACCUGGAGGUGAGCCUGGACUCACUCAGCACCACGGAGGACAAUGUCAAGAAGCGCAUCGUGGUGGCCGCUCGGGACAACUGGGCCAAUUACUUCUCCCGCAUCUUCCCUGUCUUGGGUGAGAGUGGCAGCGAUGUCCAGCUGCUGGGCGUGUCCCACCGGGGGCUGAGGCUGCUCAAGGCGACCCAAGGCUCUGGCUUGUACCCAGACCAGCUGAAGACUCUCUGCUCCUACAGCUUUGCUGAGGUGCUGGGCGUGGAGUGCCUGGGCAGCUCCGCCCUGGCACUGUCCCUGAAGAGUGAGCAGCUGGUGCUGCACACGGCCCGGGCCAACGCCAUCAAGGCCACGGUGGAGCUGUUCCUGGGCGAGCUCAGGAAGGACUCUGGCUACGUCCUUGCCCUGAGAAGCUACAUCACUGAUGACCGCAGCCUCCUCAGCUUCCACCGUGGGGACCUCAUCAAGCUAUUGCCAGUGGCCACUCUGGAGCCAGGCUGGCAGUUUGGCUCCGUCGGGGGCCGCUCCGGACUCUUUCCUGCCGACAUAGUGCAGCCAGCUGCUGCUCCAGACUUCUCCUUCUCGCCAGAGCAGAGGAGUGCCCGGCACAGGGGUCAGCAGCAGCAUGGAGAGUGGGACAGGGCAUCGGAGCGCCCCAGACGCCCCUGGAGUCAGGCACUCAGUGAUGAGUCAGAGGCCACCAGCUUGCCCCACUCUGUGGCCUACAUCUCUCUGUCCACGGACACCCACAACUAUACCAUGCAGGAAUUUGCCCUGAGAUACUUCCGGAAGCCACAGAAGCUGGACCACAAAGGUGGAGGUGCUAAGGGGAAGUCCGUGACCAGCCUGGUGCAAUACACCAAGGCUCCCAUCCAGGAAUCGCUCAUCUGCCUCAGUGAUGAGGACAUGAACAGGCAGGCUGUGGGAAGCUUUCAGGCUCUGAUGCAAUUUAUGGGAGACCAGUCUAAGCCCCGGGGCAAGGACGAGAUAGAUCUCCUGUAUAUGCUGCUGAAGCUGUGCCGGGAGGAGAAACUCCGGGAUGAGAUUUACUGCCAGGUCAUCAAGCAGGUCACAGAGCACCCCCGGCCGGAACUCUGCGCUCGAGGCUGGACCUUCCUCAGCCUCCUCACUGGCUCCUUCCCACCGUCAACCACGCUGAUGCCCUAUGUGACCAAGUUUCUGCAGGACUCAGGCCCAAGCCAAGAACUGGCCCAGAGCAGCCAGGAGCACCUCCAGUGCACGGUCAAAUACGGGGGACGUCAGCGGCUGCCCUCCCCUGGUGAAAUGCAGGCUCUCCUGAAAGGGAAGCCGGUCCACCUGCUUCAAAUUCACAUGCCUGGGGGUGUGGAUUACAAGACCAAUAUCCGGACUUUCACGGUGGCAGCAGAAGUGCUGGAGGAGCUGUGCCGGCACAUGGGCAUCAUGGACCCCCAGGAAGUACAGGAAUUUGCCCUCUUCCUCAUCAAGAGGGAAGGCGGUCUGGUGCGGCCCCUGUGGCCCCAAGAGUACCUCAACAGCGUGCUGGAUCAGGAUGUGAGCCUGCACAGCCGGAGGCUUGGCUGGGAGACACAGCUGCACUUCGAUAAUCCCACUUACAUCAGCACCCACUACAGCCAGGUGCUGAGGGACUACCUGCAGGGGAAGCUGGUGGUCAGCACCCUAGAGGAAGCCCAACUCGCCAGGCUGGCUGCCCUGCAGCACCUCAGCAAGGCCCAUGAGGGACCCCCCUCAGAGCAAGACCUGCUGGCUUACUUGCCGAAGUCGCUGCCCUGGCAGGUGAACCUGGCCGCCAUCAAGAGCCUGACAGGCCAGGAGCUGAGGCAGCUGCGAGGACACAGCCCCAGGGACGCACAGAUCGGCUUCAUCAAGACCGUCAGCCAGCUGCCCCUCUUUGGCUACACGGUCUACGUGGUGCUGCGGGUGAGCAAGUUGGCUCUGCCCGGCCCCGGCCUCUUGGGGCUGAACCGCCAGCAGCUGGUCAUCAUGGACCCCAGCUCCCAGAGACUGUACUGCUCCAUCACCCUGAGGGACCUGCAGCGGCUCCACCUGCUGAGCCCCCGGGAGGCAGAGGGGCCUCCUGGCCUGGAACUCAACUACGGCUCUGUGGAGAACCCCCAAACCAUCUGGUUUGAGCUGCCGCAGGCCCAGGAGCUGAAGUGCACCAUCGCCUUCCUGCUGGAGAGCAGCAGAGCUUCUGCGUAGUGGCCGGCUGCGCCCAAGGGGAGGAGCGGAUGGCCGGAGGAGGAAGGGGCCCCUCUCUGGCCCAAGACCACCAGGAAGGUCUCUCUUGGGGGCUGUCGUGCCAUUUUGUUUGGGACUUCACUGCCUGGCUGUUCUGGAACCUGAGACGAUGAUGCACGGGCUGCUGCAGUGACAUCAACCGGGAGAGUGGCGAGACUGGGAGGCGGGCCUGGGCCUGGGAGGGGGCUGCAGGAACUCGGCUGGGCAUCUGACGUUGCUCAGUCUGAAGGAGAUGCCCACCUGGCCCCAGGCCCCAGCUCUACAUCAGCAGGUGCCGAGGAAAUAAAACUCCCGAGGAAAGG
Molecule: messenger RNA, 9365 nt
Organism: Manis pentadactyla (Chinese pangolin)
Lineage: Eukaryota; Metazoa; Chordata; Mammalia; Pholidota; Manidae
Gene: MYO15B
Product: myosin XVB
Cellular component (GO): cytoskeleton; myosin complex
Molecular function (GO): ATP binding; protein binding; cytoskeletal motor activity
Source: RefSeq, a predicted model, not a curated record